This is a messenger RNA of Chelonus insularis, 1933 nucleotides long. It is a transcript of the gene Rbsn-5, whose product is annotated as Rabenosyn-5. Gene Ontology annotation, molecular function: metal ion binding. The transcript has 5 exons. Bases 130 to 1665 code for a protein of 511 amino acids. The record is from RefSeq and is a predicted model, not a curated record. Lineage: Eukaryota; Metazoa; Arthropoda; Insecta; Hymenoptera; Braconidae.
UCAGCUGAUUCAAUGGAUAAAUCAAAUUCAUGAAUUUCAGUCUGUGUCCUGGUUAUCAAUCAAUUUGAUAAACAAUAGUUCUGGUUUCUGUGAAAAAUUUUUAAAAAGUGAGAAAAAAUCUCAAUUGUGAUGGCUGAAAAUAAUGAAGUUCUUGAAGGAUUUUUGUGUCCUAUUUGUAUGACAGACUUAAAGACACCUAAUCAAUUAACCAAACAUUUCGAGGAAGUUCAUAAUGAUGAUCCUGAAAUUUUGAAAUCCUUAAAAGAUCUUUUCGGCAAGGCUAAAAAUAAAAUUUUUAAACAAGAUGAAAUAACAAAUGACAAUUUAUCAGAGCACCAGGUGUCAGUGAGAGGAAGGCGUAAUAGCCCAGAAAUUAAUUGGGGGCCACAAGAAAUCGGAGCUAUUAAAACACAUACUGUAUAUUUUAGAGAUAGAAGAAAUGCAAGACUGGAAAGAUAUUCUAUGGAAACGAACAAGUUAUUGAUAAGAUUGGAUAAAUUAUUAGAUAAUUUACCAUCAGAUCCUAUUGAUCGAAAAGUCCAUGAACGAUCAAUCGUUCCUUGGAUUGAUGAUAAAGAUGUCAAAUUAUGUCCAAACUGUGCAAGAAGUUUCCAUUUAGCUAGAAGAAAACAUCACUGUCGUCUAUGUGGCGCAGUUAUGUGCCAUGAUUGUACUUGUUUUUUAUCUCUAGUUGAAGCUCGGAAGAUGACGAGUCCAAUAUCAGUUCAAGAUGAUUCAGCAGUAUCUCCGACAGUUUCCGACUCUCCUUUAACAGGUAGGAUUGUCCGAGCUGGAAUAGGCCUAACAAAACUCGCACGAUCACCUUCUAGUGGAAGUCUAAACAGUGUUUUAUCAUUAAUGAAUGAUCCAGCGAGUGGUGAACAACACAUCCGACUCUGUAUUCAUUGUAAGAACCUCUUGGAUGCAAGAGAACGAUUGAAAGCGAGACAAUUCUCCAAACCAAUCAUCACUAAAUUCUACGAAACUAUGAGAACGUACAUGGAGGAAGCUGAAAGAUUCAUGACAAUGUAUAUCAAAAUGUGGGAGUCAUUGAGUGAAGGGGAAACAACGUAUGAUUUAAGAGACGCACAAAUAUUGAGGAUAAAAAUAGCUAAAGUUGGAGAAAAUGUCGAUAAUAUUAGUAAAAGAAUUUUAGCUAUUGGAACUGCCGAUAUUGAUAAUCCUCCUCAAGGCCAAACGCUGAAGCUUCAUCAAAUGAUAAGAGCAUCAGCUAUGAUAUUUCUGAAGGAAAAAUUAUUAACUAUUCCUUCGUUGCCUACGGAAGAAGAGUAUAUAGCUUUACAAGAACGACGCCAGAGAAAAAUUGAGGAACGAAUUGCUUACGAACGGCAGUUGGAAAUUGAAGAAACUUUACGAGAAAGGCGUAAAGAACAAAGAAAUGAGAAUAAAAAUUCUCAAGGAUCGUCUGUGACGACUAAUAAUGAGCCAAUAAUGGAAAAAUCUCAAGGUUGGGGUCCUUCCAACACAGUGGCGAUUCUUCCAUCAGCAUCGAUGGAUCCAAUAAUUGAACAAAUGAGUAAUUUACGAUCUUAUAUUAAGCAAGCUAGAGCUGAAUGCAAGUAUGAUGAAGUUGUUACGUUAGAAAGCAAUUUACGAGAACUUCAAAGCGCCUAUUUUGCAAUGAAGCAAAAUAAUGACGGAUAAUUUGAGAAAAAAUCAACGGCAAUUAAAAAUCAAUUUUUACCGUUUUUUAAUCUAUUAAAAAAAUAAAUAUGACUUUAAAAAAAAUAUUAUGAAUGCACUAAAGAUUUUUUAUGCAAUUUAUAAACGAAGCAUUUGAUAAUUAAAAUUUGCAACAAUUUAAGUAUCCAUGGCAAUUUAAUUUUAAUACUAGUUUUUUAGUUUUAUUAUUCUGAUUUUUAGAUUCUUAAAUAAAUAAAAAUGAAGUGCAUAAAUCCAUUAAAAUACAAAA